This is a messenger RNA of Nylanderia fulva, 3110 nucleotides long. The record is from RefSeq and is a predicted model, not a curated record. Lineage: Eukaryota; Metazoa; Arthropoda; Insecta; Hymenoptera; Formicidae.
UAAAUUUUAUCACAAAUACUAUGUAUAUAUCGUUUCACGUGAAUACUACGAAUGCAUUUUACAGUUUUGCAACACAGUAAUUCGCUGAAAUCAUUGAAAGGAUGUGGACUAAAAUGUAUUUAUUCCCAAUAUUUGUGUUUUUGUGUGGAUUAGUGCAAUAUAAUGUGACACAUGCCAAAAGAAUACUGAUCUUAUCAAAUUAUCCAUCAUACAGCCAUCAAUUAGUUUACCGUGGCUUAGGCUUAGAAUUAAACAAACGAGGCCACGAGAUUGUGUCGGUCACUACGAAUCCUAUAAAAGACUCCACUUUAAAAAAUUAUACAGAAAUUGAUUUAAAUUACUUUUAUGAUAGUUUUUCUGAAUAUGAACAGAUAACAUCAUUUACAAGUUUCACCAUGGCAAGUUUCCAUCUAAACGUCUUAACUCUAGAAAAAGAUAUUAUAUGGCCUGUAAUUCACAUCCUAAAUAACGAGGUCUUUAAAAAUCCAGAAAUGAAGAAAUUAUAUGCAACUGACAGCAAUGAACACUUUGACGCAAUUAUUAUAGCGCAAGGUCCCACAGUUUCAUUGAACGCUUUGGCAUAUAGAUUCAACGCUCCUCUUAUAGGUAUCUCAAGCUUGGAUGUAUACAAUCAUAUGCGCAAUAUGUUUGGAUCCUUGAUCCUCCCAUCGCAUAUUUCCAAUUGGCAAGCCAAUACGUUACCUGAAGACAAUAUGUCAUUUUGGAGAAGACUCGUUAACUUUUAUGAAGUGUGGAAGCAUAUGUAUCUCUGGAUGAACGUACAUCUCCCUUUAGAGGAUGUGCUCGCAAAGAAGUAUUUAGGAGAAGAUUUGCCACAUGUUCUUGAUAUAACGAGAAACAUGAGCUUAUAUUUAGUGAACAAACAUCCAGCUCUUUCUUAUAACAGACCUGAACAACCAAACGUCGUAUUUUACCAUGGUCUUCAUAUCGCAAAGGAACCGCCUGCUCUACCAAAAGAUUUACAACAAUUUCUUGACAACGCGACCGAAGGAUUUAUUUACGUCAGUCUUGGAAGCAACGUUAAAUGGGAACAUUUACCAAAUAAUACAUUUGAAUACUUUAUCAAAGCAUUUUCUGUGCUGCCGUACAAAAUUGUUUGGAAAUACCCUAAUCUGUUACCCAGCAAAUUUGAAAACAUACUAGUAUCGAAAUGGUUUCCCCAGCAAAGUAUUUUUGCUCAUCAAAAUAUCAAGCUAUUUAUUUAUCAAGGCGGUAUGCAAAGUACCGAAGAAGUUGUUCAUUAUGGGAUUCCGGUCAUAGGAUUUCCCAUUUUUUGGGAUCAAAAUUAUAACGUCAAAUAUUUAGAAAAAAUGGGCGCUGGAGUUCAUCUUCAUAGUAAGAAUAUUUCGAAAGAAAGCAUAGAAGCUGCUGUAUAUGAAGUUAUAAACAAUAAGAGAUACAAAGAUCGGAUGAAACAUCUAAGUGAACUUUAUAAUAACGGACCGUAUGACGGUGUUCAAAAUGCGGUAAGGUGGGUCGAGUACGUGAUACGUCACAAUGGAACACCUUUCUUGCGAUAUAGUCUUGGCGACAAGACAUGGUAUCAACGAUAUGACUGGGACAUCAUUGGAUUCCUCGCUAUAAUAAUAUUUAUAGCAUCCCUUCUUUCUCUAUGGGUUCAUCAAAUAGUUCACCAAUCGUUCAGUUUAGCCUUAAACAAACGAGGACAUGAAAUCGUCAUAUUAACUCCACGUCCGAUGAGAGAUCCGACAUUGAAAAAUUAUACAGAAAUCGAUUUGUCGUUUAUACCUUCCAUAGUUCAAGAGUAUAGAAGACAAUUCUCGCAAAUGCCAUCGAAUAAAUUGAUCGAAUAUGGCUUUCACGUAAUCGCCAUAUUAAGCAACCUCAUACUCGAUGAACCAAAAUUUAAGGAACUCUAUAGAAAGGAUAGUGGUGAAAAGUUCGACGCAGUUAUCGUAGAAGCAAUGAGUCCGGCGUUAUUCAGUGUAGCACAUAGAUUUAAUGCUCCUCUCAUAGGAAUUAUGUCCUUGGGUCUACAUAAUUACAUACGGUAUGUUUUUGGUAGUCCUUUACUUCACUCGCAUUCUUCAAAUUGGGAGCUUAAUACGUUAGUUGGAGAAAAUCCAUCAAUUUGGCAAAGACUGCAAAACUAUUUCGAGGUAUGGGACUUUAUCUAUUUUUGGCAUAAUAAUUUCAUGGUCAAAGAAGAAAAACGGCUAAAACAUUUGGGAAAUGAUCUACCGCAACUCCUUGAUAUAAUGAAAAACAUGAGUGUAUUAUUAAUUAAUGAGAAUCUAGCAAUUGUAAAUCCUAGACCUGAGCAAUCAAAUGUAGUAUAUUUCAGCGGUUUUCAUAUACAAAAACCGCCGCCAUCUCUGCCAAAAGAUUUAAGACAAUUCCUAGAUAACGCCACGGAAGGAUUUAUUUAUAUGAGCUUUGGAACCACUGUCUCCUGCGAUGGUGUACAUAAUGAAAUGUUAGAAAUUUUUAUUGAAGUAUUUUCGAAAUUAUCUUAUAAAAUAGUUUGGAAAUUUGAUUGUGAAUUGCCAAGAAAACUCGAUAAUAUAUUUAUCUCAAAAUGGUUUCCUCAACAAGGCGUACUUGCUCAUCCAAACAUCAAGCUGUUUAUUUAUCAAGGUGGACUUCAAAGUACCGAAGAAGCUAUUUAUUAUGCAGUACCAAUUCUAGGAAUUCCUAUUGUAUCCGAACAAGAAUGUCGAAUUAAAAAAUUGGCCUCGUUAGGUGCGACAAUACAUCUCAAUUUUCACAAAAUAACCAAAGAUAUUCUCCAGACAGCCAUUUAUGAGAUUCUAAGCAAUAAAAGUUACAAAGAGAAGAUGACGUAUCUAAAUUCUUUAUACAAGGAUCAACCGUAUGACAGCAUGGAGAAUGCAAUAUGGUGGGUGGAAUACAUGAUGCGUCACAAAGAAGUAAAUCAUUUGCGAUUUAGUGAAAGCGAUACUCCAUGGUAUCAACGUUACGACAUAGAUAUCAUUGCUCUGCUUGCUAUAACAUUAUUUAUAUUGACCUGUAUAAUAAUUCUAAUUAUCUUCAAAAUUUGUAAAUUUAUUUUAAACAGUAUUAUUUUCUAAAUAUUAUUAUACUCCAAAGUUAAACAUUAUUCAUGU